AUGACGUCGAAAGAAUCCCGGUCUCAGACCGGAAAAGAGAGAUGGCUAAGCCCCGCGCGGCUGUGGGAAUAUCUCGAUUUAGACUCGCAUAGCGUCCUCAUGAUGCUGAAGGGAGCAUUAGCGCCGACUAUCACAAUUGCAAUAUACCAGAGUACUGCAAUUUCAAAUAUCACUACAACUAUCGGUUACCUGUCGGCCCUGAUUUCCGUCCUUUCACAGGGCCUCAUGCCGCGCGCAAAGUUCAUGAAGAUCAUGUUCUUCGACCUGUUAUCCACAUGCGUCUCGGCAUCUAUCUGCUGUCUCGCUGUAUUUUGCGCCGUUAAGGCACGCCAGCACAACACGCCCCACAACGCUAGUGAGGCGGUUCGAAAUGGCUUCAGCAGCGAUGCCUGCGCUGUCUCUGCCAUCUGGCUAAUCUUUAUGAUCUGGGCGGCAAAUUCAUUACGCGCACUUAAGCCCAUGGAACUACAGGAUCCAAUGGUUGCGUUUUCUAUCUUCGCUUCCGUGACCAUCACCCGCGCUGGCAUGUUUACCUCCCUUUCCGAGGGAUUGGAGUUUAUAUCUCGGCUUCUGAAAGGGUUUAUGAUCGGCUUCGCCAUCGCGGCUGGAGUAUCGUUAUUGAUACUCCCCAUCACUAGCCGCGGUAAUGUCUUCCAAGACAUGAAGCGGUACGUUGCUGCCGUGGAGGGGGUACUUGAUGCGCAGAUCGCCUUCGACGAGGGUGGUGCGACGGGCGGGAUCUUUGGAAGGGGCUUUCUUCGUCGGGCACGGACCGCGAUGGGCCGUGAUGGGGAGGAAGAUGAAAGCGAGAGCGACACAGAUCUACAAUCCAGGAUUAAGGAUCUGCAGGUUUCAAUGGCUAAACUGAACGCGAUGCAUAACACGCUGCAUGCUGAUCUGUUCUAUUCUAAAGAUGAGAUCGCAUGGGGAAAACUGUCAGCGGACGAUCUGAGUGGAAUUGCCUCGUUGUUCCGAAGUCUUUUGCUUCCACUUGCUGGAAUGUCGAUGGUGCCGGAGAUCCUGGAGUCGAUCAUUAAGAAUGAAGGCGUUGGGACGGCUGAGCGUGACGAUCUACGAGACUCGAAAACGAGACAGGGGGAUAUUCUGAGGGUAGUGGAGACGCAUCAUGCGCGGCUUGUUGAGGCGGCUGAUUUGGUUCGCUGUGGAUUGGCGCAUUUUCUUUCUGCCUUGGAGCUUAUUUCAGCUAAGCAUUUGGAUCACUUGAAAAAGACGCACAUUGCCAGGUACCGCCAUGACGAGGAAGCAAGGGGGGAAAGCUUGAAUCCGGGUGAUCAAGACUUUACGUCACGGUUUGAGAAUCAGCUACACGCUUAUUACUCGCGAAGGAAAGACCUAUCUGAGGCGCUUACGAGUCUUGAGGCAUUUUCUGAGAAAUAUGAUCGUGAUGCUCUUGGUGGUGGUCGUGGACAUGUCGUCGCUGCAGAUCCGCCUAUCUGCCAGGAGUUCUUCCUCAUUCUCUAUAUGGCUCAUCUCCAGGACGAUCUCUUGACGGCAACCAUGAAACUAGUCAAUUUUGCUGACAGCAAGGUUGUGGAUGGAACAAUGGUGCGCGGGAGAUUAAUAUUCCCCAGGCAAAAGUCCAUUCGCGACUGGUUGUCCUUGAGUCACGGCAAAGACAGUCAAUCCUUGCAGGAAAAUAGGAGGUCGUCUGUGGACCCUGCGGAUAUUGAUCGCACAGAGCGAGAUACCAGAUUCCCGGAUCCAGAACACCUGCCGCCUGCAAAUAUAUGGGAGAAAGGUAGUGCGGUAUUGCGUGUGAUUUCUCAUGCACUGAAAUCCGACGAGAGCACCUUUGGGUUUCGUGUAGCAGCCGCCUCUUUCUCGGUCGGCAUUCUCGCGUAUCUGCAUCAGACGCAAGACUUUUUCAUUCGUCAGCGAUGUAUUUGGGCGAUGAUUGUCAUUGUCAUUGGCAUGAACCCGACAAGUGGGCAGACUAUGUUUGGAUUCGUAGCGCGUAUUGUCGCAACGGUGAUUUCGCUCGUAUUAAGCUUGAUAGUAUGGUAUAUUGUUGAUGGGAAGACAGCGGGUGUGAUCGUUUUUCUCUACUUGGCAAAUGUGUUCGAGUACUACUUCUACGUCAAACUCCCGCAGUACUUUGGCCCGUCGGUUAUUUCAAUCGUCACCUUGAAUGUCAUCAUUGGCUAUGAGUUACAAGUCCGUAAACUCGGCAUACAAGCCGCAGAGUCCAACGGCCAGCCUUACUAUCCCAUUUACCUUUUUGGACCCUACAAGUUGGCAGCGGUUGCAGCCGGAUGUGCAAUAUCCUUUUUCUGGGUUAUAUUCCCAUACCCCAUCACAGCUAAGUCUCAGCUCCGCCAUCUCCUUGGUCGAAGCAUGUUCGUCCUGGCCAGAUUCUAUAGCUGCAUGCACACGACAAUUGAGCUUUGGUUUGGUGGUGGACUAGGCAGUACUGACGAUGAGAGCUCGCCAGGUUAUCAGCUCCAAGUUUCCCGACACAAAAUAUUCAAAGAGGAGAUGAUGCUACUGAACAGCCUCCGGGUGCACAGCCAUUUUAGUACAUUCGAGCCCCCGAUCGGAGGCAAAUUCCCGAAGAAAGUCUACGAUGAUAUAAUUUCCGAGAUCCAGCGCAUCUUGACCAGCAUGUCACUUAUGGCACACACGACACAAUGCUUGGACGUGCUUUCUCUCGAAUCUGAACACGCUGGUCAUAAAGGCGAUGAUCAAUGGAUGGCACGAUUGGCAGAAAUCGCUUUGAAAUCCGCGGAUUUUAACUCCCACCACAUUACCUCAUUACUGUGCCUUCUUUCUGCUGCUAUCAUGAAUUCCCAGCCCUUACCGCCAUAUCUUUCGACGCCAGACUCGUUCCCUCUUGCGCGGCAAAUGCAGAAGAUUGACGAUGAGCUGUUGAGUAUUCGACAUAUCGGAGACCCGUCGUUCUCUGCAUUUGUAGCCUUGGAGGUAUUGAGGUCUGUUGUGAGUUUCAGCUUGCAGGAAUUGAUCGAUAACGUUCGGAAACUGGUCGGAGAGCUGGAUUUUGACUUUCAUAUUCCUCAGACUCACCACGACACAGAGUCAUCGGGACUACUACAGCCCAACAAUGCGAACACCGACGCCACAUGA
This is a messenger RNA of Penicillium waksmanii, 3102 nucleotides long. RefSeq names its product aromatic acid exporter family protein. The record is from RefSeq and is a predicted model, not a curated record. Lineage: Eukaryota; Fungi; Ascomycota; Eurotiomycetes; Eurotiales; Aspergillaceae. The transcript has 6 exons. Bases 1 to 3102 code for a protein of 1033 amino acids.